GGUUGUUGAGAAGCCAAAGAUCGUGAAGUCUAAGCUUAAAGCGAUACGUUCGAAGAAUUUUAUCAACGAUUUUCUUUAGUUAUUUUUAUCGCAAGUACUAUAAUGAAGAUAAACAAAAAUUAUAAUAAAUAUCAAAGAAUUCAUUCAUAUAUCAGUAAGUUCCUUUUAUUUAUAACAAAAAUUCAUUUAUAAAUUAAAUAUUACAUAAACAUUUAAGAAUUAUUUCAGUAAAAAUCUCGAUUCAUAAGUAUUGGCGUCUAAAAAUAUAAAUUCUACAAAAACAGCCUCAAGGACCAGCAUACUUUUCACAAACUUUCACAGAACUUUCACAUUAGAAAACACGCCAAACUUCAUCGAUAGCAUCGGAAUCCGUGAGAAUUAGACGAUCGGGACGUAGAUUAGUAAACCGCAAACAAAUAGAGCAUAAUGCAUCCCACUUCAAUGGAAGCAAUUAAUUCUAGGUCGCGUUGCGUAUCAAGGUGAAAAACCGGCGUUGAAGGGAGACGAAUCCGUGGAACUGCGUUGCAACUCGUCACGGAGAAUUGAAUUACUCAGUUACCUCUCGACAAGCUUUAUCAGUUUCAGUAAUUCGAGCAACGUUCCCUCUAUUAAUAGACGGGCGUGUGCGCGUCAUGGGGGAUGAAUCGCGUUUUCACGACUUUAAUAAAUCAUACGUCAUGUUUCGAGUCGUGUUACUGGACAAUUCGGAUUGAAGGUUUGUCGUUUUCAAUAUUUGAUCAACCGAUUUGAUUUUAUGGGAUUUGAGAAUAUUAGAAUACAAGAAUAGAAGUGAGAUGAUUCUAGAAAUUGAAUAUAAUGAAAUGAAAUUUGAAUUAUUACGAUGAUUUAUAAAUUCAUCUUAUUAAGAAAAAGAAAUAUCUAAGAUCUAGGCUAAUAAGAGGAUUAAUUUAAACAAAUAUUAUUUACUUUAUGAAUGGGAAAAUUUGUUUGCAUAAAUAGGUAAUUUAUAUUUAUAAUCUAUGCAUUGGAAUACAUAUGCAAAUUAGAAAGUUAAUUUUCCUAAGUAAAUAUUGGAAUUAAAAUGCAAAUAAUUAAUUUAAAUACAUAUCGUUUGUAACAAUAAAUUUGUAUUCCUGUGUACUUUUCAUAGAUAAACGAAUAAAUUGAUUUCUUCCCGUAUUCUUCCAAUGCCGUUAUAAAAUACACAUGUUCAUCUUCACUUCGUUACACACGAACAAUACGAAUUUCGAAUUGGAGCGUAGCAUCUCAAACCACCUAUAUCGAGCAUAAAAUUAUAAACUCUUUGAAUAGAUAAUCGAUUCGAUAUGAUAUUCGCACGCGACCAUAAAUCAGUCAAUUUCUUUCCAGUAACCCACAAACCAUCUUUCGACCCUCGACAAUACGAGGAUUGUCCUUAAUUUUCGCAAAAUUAUGAUUUGCGCCGUUUCUUUCUUUCUUCUCCGAACAAAAUAAACGAACAACAGCACGCGAAGUUUCGAUUAGGGAAUAGGAGAAAUACCAUGAAAUUUCCUAUGUAAUUUUCGACUUUGUCAGAGAAAUUCCAAACGACCAUCUGUUUCUCCAACAAUACUCUGUUACUAGAAUGAUUCUGUUUGGCACGAGAUUAAUCAACCUGUCCAAUCAUUUAAUCGUUACAGAUGAGAAACGAUUCUAAGAAUGCACAUGCAGAUUCAUGGUUCCACGUGACGCAUUAAUCAAGAGGACGUAACUAUUAGAAAGAGCAAGAGUUGCAAGAAUUAGAAUUGUUGAAUAAACAUUCCUGCAAAUUCUUUCCUUCAGAAAGAAAAAUUUGCAUUAAGAUUUUUUUAAAAAGCAUAGCGAUUCAAUCAGAUUUGAAUGAUUAGCAACUAAUGUUUCUCCAUAAUUAUAUUCAAUUUCCAGAGGAAAAAGCGUGAAACUUCGUGCAUCACGACUGGUAAUUCAGGAUCGACCGGAAACGAACAAUGCGAAAGUAUCGAGCACACAGAAUAACGAUACUUUCAUCGAGUCUACGCACCACUCUUGAACUUUGGUCAUCGAUAAUCCAGUUUGAACUUUUUAAGGAAGAGUAAUGGCGGUCGUCUAUAUAUAUUACAUUAACCACAACCGUUGUUACAUAUCAAAGAACCACGGACAUGUCCCAUAGUGGUUGACGAUGGAGACCAGACUUGGUCACAUUAUAAAGCUCAAAAUCGCAAGAAAAUCUAUCCACUGUUAUAGUUUAACAUAUAUUUCCAGUAACAAUAAUACUUUCCCUCGAAGAUAUCCGAUCUUCCGCAUUAAAUCAACAGUCCAAUAGUAACGGCUAGAAAAUUUAAAACCUGUUUCACUUAAAAAAUGUUAUAUUCGGUUACUCAGUAAUUAACUAAAGUGCCGUAUCACAUAUACGCAACAUCGAGCGUGAAAGGGUUGAAAGACCACCUUGACGUUCCACAUAUGAAAUCUCGAAACGUCUCUACUCGACUGGCAUCAUUACCCGGACGAGUGGCGUCGCCGUCUCGUUUACAGAAUUCCGCGAGUCCGCGCGCGCGCUGACAAAAGAUCUUUCGUUUCGUCGAGUUCUCGCGUUUCGCCUCCCGUGUACCCGUUUUUAAUUUAGUCUACCUCGAAUUGCUGACCACCGCUGACUACGCCGUCUAACCAAUAGGCCGGCGUCAUAUCCAGUAUUAUCCAACGUGUAGCCACGACGUGUAGCCGGAGCCGGCUCAGUCGUGUGAUAAACGCGGAGGCACCUGGGUAGGCUCUGGCGCGUCUGCACAUCCGUCGACCGCCGGUGAAUCGUCCUCGAACAAUGGAUCCGUGUACCCCGUGAAACGGAACCGCGGACAGCUGAUCAAUUGACCGUGUUGUUGUUUAACCAUAGUGUUUCGAAAACUAUUGUGUCGAUCGAUCGUCCUGUUUUUAUUUCCUUAGAAUAGUGUUUCCUGAUCACCGUGAGAUCCAGUGGAAAUUGGAAUAUCGGAUAUUUGGUACCAUCCAGGAAGUUGAGAAAGGUAUCAACUUGGUGGAAGAAUUAUCAUAAAAGAAUGAGUCUUCGUUGGAUUCACGAGAACUUGGAGGCACCGACAUGCGACGAAGAAUGCAGCGACAUCGAUGACAGUUGUAGCGACGAUAGCUACGAUUCCGAUCUAUCGAUCGGCGAGGAGAAAGGGCCGGGUAGCGAAAAGGAGAUCAAUGGGGAUCGUAGGAGGAAAAGGGAGACCAGGAGGCAUCCGACCACUACAGUGAAGUUCGAUGAGAACGGAACUUCGCAUUACAUCACGUCGGAAUCGGUUAAACGCUCGCCUUGCGUAAUAUGGGAUCCUAGGAAACCGGCACAAAAUCCUGUGUACAAUUGUUUGGUAAUCAAAUUGUUCUGUCGAACCGGAUAUCAUCUCGGUGUGUCGGAGUCCGGUCGUGUUCGAGGCUUGAGUGCUACGAAUGAACCACAUGCUUUGCUUCAUAUUAUACCAGUGACGUUUGGAGUGGUACGAAUACAAAAUAUCGAGACUAGUCUUUAUCUGGCUUUCAACAAGAAAGGUCGUUUGUAUGGAGAGUUAAAUGGAAAUAAAGAUAAUACUGAAUGGGAACAAUGGAACGUUGGUUCUUACGAUGCUUUUCGAUCGCGAAAGUAUGCGAAUUACGGAUGGUGGAUAGGAAUAAAGAAGAAUGGUCGUGCGAAACCAGGACCAAGAACUAGUUGGGGCCAAAAGUCGAUACAAUUUUUAGCUAUACGACAAGAAUAAUUUCUAUGAAUAUUUUAUAUAUAUUUACAAUAAAUUAUAUAGAGAUGAUUAUUUGAAUUCUUGACGAAAGAAAAUAAAAAAAAUAAAAAUUUAAAUAAAAUAAAUUAUAGUCAAACGACAAAUCAAACGUAUAAUACGAAUUAAUAUAAAACUUUGUAAUAAAUGUAAUUUUUUACUAACAACGAAAAUCAAAUAUUCUCGAUAGGAAAAAUAUACAAAUUCGUUACAUUCUAUGAGAAAUAAAUAAUUGUUUUCCAAUAGAA
This is a messenger RNA of Apis cerana (Asiatic honeybee), 3949 nucleotides long. Its product is annotated as fibroblast growth factor 1. Gene Ontology annotation, molecular function: growth factor activity. Lineage: Eukaryota; Metazoa; Arthropoda; Insecta; Hymenoptera; Apidae. The record is from RefSeq and is a predicted model, not a curated record.